AUGCAUUUAAUGUAUUAUAUUGACGAAGGUGGUAACCGUGUUUAUACGCUCAAGAAACGUAGUCCAAGUGGUGGAAUUACCAAAUCUGCUCAUCCAGCAAGGUUCUCACCCGACGAUAAGUUUUCGCGUCAGCGAGUUCUUUUAAAAAAGAGGUUUAAGAUUUUACUGACAGAUCUACCAAGCAAACCUAUGUAA
Dentiscutata heterogama is the source of this 195-nucleotide messenger RNA. The record is from the annotation of a GenBank genome assembly. NCBI's taxonomy places the organism in Eukaryota, Fungi, Glomeromycota, Glomeromycetes, Diversisporales, Gigasporaceae.